This is a messenger RNA of Fulvia fulva, 354 nucleotides long. RefSeq names its product Synaptobrevin 2. Gene Ontology annotation, molecular function: SNAP receptor activity; syntaxin binding. The record is from RefSeq and is a predicted model, not a curated record. Lineage: Eukaryota; Fungi; Ascomycota; Dothideomycetes; Mycosphaerellales; Mycosphaerellaceae. Gene Ontology annotation, cellular component: plasma membrane; SNARE complex. The transcript has 3 exons. Gene Ontology annotation, biological process: vesicle-mediated transport; vesicle fusion. Bases 1 to 354 code for a protein of 117 amino acids.
AUGGCCGCAGCGAACAAUGACAGCCUCUACGACCCCUACGUCAAGCGCGGCGCGGAGGAAGGCACAGCAGGCAAUGCGCGCACACAAGGACUCCAGAGUGAAAUCGAUGGCGCCGUGCGAACUAUGCAAAACAACAUCACCAAGAUCUCCGAGCGCGGCGAGCGUCUAGAUAACUUGCAAGACAAGACCGACCACCUCUCGACUCAGGCGAACAGCUUCCGUCGCGGCGCCAACCGAGUGAGGAAGCAGAUGUGGUGGAAGGACAUGAAGAUGAGAAUGUGCAUCAUCGUCGGUAUCAUCAUCCUGUUGGUGGUCAUCAUCGUGCCCAGUGUCGUCGCUAGUCAGAAGCACUAG